AGAAAUUUUAAGUAGGCCUACCACCAUGGCUUCCACUAUAAUAUUGUUGUUCUGUAUUUCUUGUUUGGUACAGUUAUACAUAGAAGCGACUGACAUUUUAAAUAAAGUUUCUGAUUCCUGUUACAAACCCAUCCAGGAUGAUAGACCCAAGUUUGUGAGGACAUAUCCACGGCCGCAUGAAUAUGUAAAUGUCUCCGACCUCCCGAAGACUUGGGACUGGCGAAACAUUAACGGCAAGAACUAUGUUAGCAUCACCCGAAAUCAACAUAUUCCGCAAUACUGUGGUUCAUGUUGGGCCAUGGGUUCGACCAGCGCCCUUGCAGAUCGUAUUAACAUAAAGCGCAAAGGCGCCUGGCCCUCUGCAUACCUGUCAGUGCAGAACGUGAUUGACUGCGGCAGGGCAGGAUCUUGCUUCGGAGGUGAUCAUGUUGGGGUGUAUGCCUACGCCCACAAGAAAGGAAUUCCUGAUGAAACCUGCAACAAUUACCAAGCUAGAAACCAAAUGUGUGACACUUUCAAUCAAUGUGGGACAUGCACAUUCUUCGGGUCAUGUGACACUGUGAAGAACUACACCAUUUGGCGAGUUGGUGAUUAUGGGGAGGUGUCUGGACGAGACAAGAUGAAGGCAGAAAUCUACACAAAUGGACCAAUCAGCUGUGGCAUCAUGGCCACAUCUGGGUUAGAGGCCUACACUGGGGGUGUUUUUGCUGAAUUCCACCCCCUCUCCCUGAUGAAUCACAUUGUGUCCGUGGCCGGCUGGGGAGAGGCAGAGGACGGGACGGAAUACUGGGUGGUCAGGAACUCGUGGGGAGAGUUUUGGGGAGAGCAUGGCUGGGCCAGAAUUGUCACAAGUGCCUAUAAAAGAGGCAAAGGAAACUGGUACAACUUAGCAAUUGAGAAAAGCUGUGCCUUUGGGGAUCCAAUCCUGACAUAACAGACUAACAACAACAACAACAACAACAACACAUUGCAUUUACAUAGCACCUUUCUAGACACCCAAAGCUCUUCACAGUGAAGGAGGAACCUCACUAACCACCACCAAUGUGCAGCACCCACCUGGCUGAUGCACAGCAGCCAUUAUGCGUGAGGAAUGCUCCCCACACACCAGCUGGAGGUGGACUAACCCUCUCAUUUAAGGCCCCUCCA
Molecule: messenger RNA, 1146 nt
Organism: Alosa sapidissima (American shad)
Lineage: Eukaryota; Metazoa; Chordata; Actinopteri; Clupeiformes; Clupeidae
Product: cathepsin Z
Exons: 7
Coding region: 26-934 (302 amino acids)
Cellular component (GO): lysosome
Molecular function (GO): cysteine-type endopeptidase activity
Source: RefSeq, a predicted model, not a curated record